Molecule: messenger RNA, 744 nt
Organism: Penicillium alfredii
Lineage: Eukaryota; Fungi; Ascomycota; Eurotiomycetes; Eurotiales; Aspergillaceae
Product: alpha/beta hydrolase
Exons: 2
Coding region: 1-744 (247 amino acids)
Source: RefSeq, a predicted model, not a curated record
AUGUCCAAGCCAACCCUCAUCUUCACCCCAGGCGCCUGGUACCCAGCCGCAGCAUUCAACCCGCUGAUCGACCUCCUGAGAGACGACCACCGCUGCCACACGGUCGCCUUCCCGUCCGUCCAGCAAUCGACCACCGUCAAGGACCUGCAACCAGACAUCGACACCGUGCGCGCGCUCGUCGAGGAGGCCGCAGAUGCAGGGCAGGAGGUUGUGGUCGUCUCGCACAGCUGGUCCGGUCUGCCGGUGAACAGUGCGCUCGACGGGCUGAGCAAGUCGGAACGCGAGCAGGCAGGAAAACCAGGUGGUGUCGUCAAGCUGGUUUUCAUCUCGGCGUUUCUGCCGGAUCUGGGGGAGAGUUUGAUCGGGGCUUUUGGGGGGACGCCGCCGGAUUGGUAUAAUCGGGAUCUCGAAAAUGAAACUGUCACGGCCAGUGACCCCCACCAACUAUUCUUCCAUGAUGUCCCCGACGGUGCCGCCUGGGCCCCGACGCUUCUACCUCAUGCUUGGGCGACUAAGGUUGCGCCGGCUACCGGUGCGGCAUACCUGAACAUCCCGGCCUCGUAUCUCUUGUGCGAGGAAGACCGGGCGAUCCCUAUCGCGGUUCAGCAGGUUAUGGUUGAGCGGGCUCGGGAGAAGGGAGCGCAGAUUGAGACAGAGAAGAUUGGUACGGGCCAUACGCCGUACCUGGUGGUGCCGGAGCAGGUGGCCGCGUAUAUCAAGAGACAGAUUGGCGAGGCAGUUUGA